GUGAAAUUCAAAGGAGCUGCGACUCAAACCGUUCAGCCAGUGUAGCCAACUUUCUUCGUAGUGUUAUCUCUUAUCAGGACCCGUUUGUAAUAAAUCGGUAAUUUUUACACGGUGUGCAGUGAUGUCGUGGGAUUUUAUGGUUCCGGUUUGUUUGGAUGAUCUGGUUAAGUCUGGUGCUGUUAAUCAGUAUGUGGUUCAGGAUGUGCUCUCUGCUAAACAGCUUCCAUCUCACAUUAAUAGUUUUAAAGCAGCAAUGAGAAGUCAAGGGCCUCUUAGUAUCCUGGAGCAUUUUGACACAGCGUACAGUGUUUUAAAGCACUGUCGCACAGUUGAUGUUGCGGUGAAGGAAGACAUACUGGAGUUGCUGAUUCAAGUGGUCAGAGGCCUGUCUGUUUCCCUGCCAACUCUUCUAAUGGCGGGCACUUUGUCGUCUGUGGAUCGCAAACAGCAGCUCAACGCUGUUAAAAUGAGCGUCUUCCUGCUCUGCAAACUCACAGAAACACUUGAGAGUGACUCCAAUAGAGAGACUAUUGUCACAGCACCCAGCAAGGGUCGUAAGAAGGAUAAAGCGGUUGGAAAAGAUCUCUUGCAGUGGGACAGUGAAAGAGACACCGUUCUUCAGUGUUUGACUCAAUUGCUGCAGCUGGACAUUCGCACACUCUGGAGUCUGUCUCUAGUGGAGGAGGAAUUUGUCAGCUGCGUGACAUGCUGUUGCUAUAAACUCCUGGAAAACCCCACCAUAAGCCACAUGAAGAACAAGUCUACCAGAGAUGCCAUCAUUCAUGUGCUUGGGAUCAUGGUGAAGAAAUACAAUCACAUGUUGGGAGCUUGUGUGAAGGUGAUCCAGCUCUUGCAGCACUUCGAGCAGCUGGCGUCAGUGUGUGCUCAAGCUGUGGCCGCCUGGAGCACAGAGUAUGGCGUUAAAGCUAUUGUUGGAGAGAUCAUGAGAGAGAUCGGUCAGAAGUCAAGUGAGGAGCUGGCCAGAGAAGGUUCAGGUGUGAAGGCUUUCUCCAGCUUUCUGUCUGAACUCGGUACUCUGGUUCCUGAAACCAUGAUCCCCAACAUCAGUGUUCUCCUGACACAUCUGGAAGGAGAGAGUCCGAGCUUGCGUGUGGCUGUGUGUGAAAUUCUCGGUGAGGUUCUGGUCCGGGUUCUGUCUGGUGAUAAGUUGGAUGAUUCUGCUCGCGCAAGUCGAGAUCGCUUUCUGGACACACUGCAGGAGCACAUCCAUGAUGCCCACUCACAUGUCCGAGCACGUGUUCUCCAGGUCUAUACACGUAUUGUCAACAGCAAGGCCUUACCAUUGAGCAGAUACACUGAGGUUAUGGAGCUGACUGUUGGCCGUCUGGGUGAUAAGUCUGUGAAUGUGUGUAAGAGCGCUAUCCAGCUGCUGGCCGCCUUCAUUGCUCAUAACCCUUACAGCUGCAAGCUGAGCAGUGUAGACCUAAAGAAGCCCCUGGAAAAAGAGAUGGCCAAAUUAAAAGAGAUGAGAGAUGCUCAAGCAGAGCAAGUGCCUGUUGCAGUCAUAACAGCAACUGACCUGUGGGAUGCGAUGAAGCCUGAGGUGGAGCUGACUGUGAAGGCACUUUUGGAACCUGGCAGUGAGGAAGAGGAUGAUGAAGCAGAGGAGGAAGCUGCAGAGGAAGAUGGAAGUGACAGAGACACCGCUGUCCAAAUCGCUCAGCUUCUCCGAGAAAGCAAAUACAAGAAGGCAGUGGGUCUGUGCAUGCGGGCUCAUUUACUGUUUCCAGAGUCCUCAUUCUUCUCAGAUUUGGCUGACUUGAAUGCAGAAUCCCUCAUCAGUACACUUGCAACACUUUUUAAAGGUCCAGAAGAGGAGACCCCUGAAGCAGUAUUCAGUGAUGCUCCUCCCACACCACAGAAGGAGAUUGAAGGCGGGGAGAGUGAACUGAAGAAGCAAGAGAUGUUAGUUCAGUACUUGAAAGAUACGGAGUGCUUUGCUCUUCAAGUGGAAAGAGCCAUCGCUGUUAUUAACAACAUGCUGUACUGGAAAACUACUACAAUUGUGCAGGAAGCGGUGCAGUUCUGCGUUACAGCGUUUGAGUUCAGCGUGGCCGAUUCUGUGUGUGGGGUCAGAAAGAUGCUGCCUCUGGUCUGGUCCACUGAUGUUACCAUCAAAGAUGCUGUCAUCCAGGCCUACAGACGCCUGUACCUUAACCCUCACGGUGACAACACCAGAGCCAAAGCUCACACUCUAGUAGACAGCCUGUCAGAUCUGAUGGUCGAUGCUUCUUUGGGGACCAUCCAAUGUCUGGAGGAAAUAGUGCAGGAGUUUUUCAGCAGCGAGAGCGCCCUGCAGACUUCAGUGAUGCAGGUUUUGUGGGAAAGGUUUUCUGGUAAACGUGAGACUAAAGCACUUCACAGGAGAGCUGCAGUGCUUCUGCUGGGCAUGGCAGCACGUGCUGAGAGGGAGGUUGUUCUCAGUAAUUUGGACACGCUGUGCUCUGUCGCUCUGGGUGAGAAGGUUGCUGAAGAUUAUCUGCUGGCUCGGGAUACGCUCAUCACCAUCACUAAUAUAACCGAUCAUGUGAGGCAAUCCAAGGGUGUCCCCUUCAGGCUUCCUAUGGACCACCAUCUAUUCAGCUGUCUGUCCCAGGCCAUUGUUGAUGGAGUGGUCCAGUCAGACCCUCAUUGGCAGACCUUCAUGGAACAGGCCGUUCGUCUGAUCUACUUCCUAGCAGAGUCCCCUGACCAGCUGUGUUCCCGCCUUCUCCAGCGCUCUGCUCGUCUUCUAUUGGAGCAAAUCACAGAGGGUGGUGAACCAGACCAAUCACAGCUCCCAGAAGGUGCAUCUCAGGUUUCUGAGGAACAAGUGAACUGUGUGAGCUUGGCGCAAGUGCUGUCUCUGUGUGGAGCAGUGGCCUUCUGGCAGGUUUCUCACCUGGAAAGAAGCGUCAGCUCUGAGCUUCGGAGGAGAAGAGGAGAAAAAGAAGAGAAAGAGGAGAAAGAAAAGGCACCUGCCAGCAAAAAGGGGGCCAAUGACAGCUGUGUGGAGGAGGAGCUCGGGCUGGUGGGCGCAUCAGCUGAAGACACCGAAGCAGAGUUCAUUCGCAAGAUCUGUGAAACAGAGUUAUUAGCUGAAGGGAACAUACUCAGUGCAUUUCUGCCUUUGCUGGUGAAAGUUUGCAGCUCUCCAGGCAAAUAUUCCCAUCCUCAGCUCACCACUGCUGCCUGCCUGGCUCUGUCUCAGUACAUGAUGAUCAGCCCUGCUGUUUGUAAAGACCACAUCCGACUGCUCUUCACUGUGCUGGAGAAAUCCCAACUUCCUGUUGUCAGAGCCAACACAAUUGUUGCUCUUGGUGAUCUAACAGUCCGCUUUCCCAACAUCCUGGAGCCCUGGACACCCAACCUUUAUGCAAGGUUGAGUGAUGAGAACGCGUCUGUGCGUCUGACCGCUAUCACGGUUUUGACCCAGCUGGUGCUGAAGGAUGUAAUGAAGGUCAAAGGUCAGGUCAGUGAGGUGGCAGUGCUCCUGCUGGAUCCUGAGCCUCACAUCGCCAGCCUCGCUCUCAACUUCUUCAACGAGCUCUCUGCAAAGGACAAUGCCAUCUACAACCUGCUGCCAGACAUCAUCAGCCGAUUAUCUGAUCCUGAACGUGGAAUGAAUGAGGAGGAUUUCAACACCAUCAUGAAACAACUGUUCUCCUACAUCACUAAAGAGAGACAGACAGAGAGCUUAGUGGAAAAGCUCUGCCAGCGAUUCAGAACUGCCAAGACUGAGCGACAGUGGGCCGAUCUAGCCGUGUCUCUGUCACUGUUGUCUGUGUGCGAGAGAGGUUUCAAGAAGCUGCAGGAGUGCUGGGACUGUUACAGUGAUAAACUAGCUGAGCCUGGUGUCUAUCAGCCCCUGCUGUCCAUCGCAGCAAAACUCCGUCGAAGAGCCAAACCACAGUUUAAGGCGCAGGUUGAAGAUUACGAGAAGCGUUUGACUGCUGUUCACACUAAAGGCCUGGAAAACGUGGAGAAUGAGGAGAGGGAACAGCAGACCGAUACACAAAGCCAAAAUCUGCACACGCCACAGCCACCCAAGAGUGUGCGCAGAACCACACGAGGCCGUGGUAAACCCAAGGUGGAUGACAGUGACCUCGUUACACCAAGAAAAUCUCGCGCUCGUCCCAAACCUGCCAUCACCUUCACAAGUGAUGAAGAGGAGGAGGAGGAUGCUGUCAUGGCAGAGAGCGAGACUCCUAAAGUGACGACACCCAUCGCCCGCACGCGACGCACUCGCCUCAGACACUGAGCACUCUUUUCUGAAUUUCUGUUUUCAGUCUUUUUAUAUCUCUUUAUACCAUUUAAUAUGAUUUUAUGCAUAUUAAUUCUGAUGUCCUUAAAUGUUUGUUUUAUCUGCUGAAUGUUUGUUUUAUUAAAUCUUUUUAG
This is a messenger RNA of Danio aesculapii, 4398 nucleotides long. It is a transcript of the gene ncapd2, whose product is annotated as non-SMC condensin I complex, subunit D2. The record is from RefSeq and is a predicted model, not a curated record. Gene Ontology annotation, biological process: mitotic cell cycle; meiotic chromosome condensation; mitotic chromosome condensation. The coding region runs from base 122 to 4261 and encodes 1379 amino acids. Gene Ontology annotation, cellular component: condensed chromosome, centromeric region; nucleus. NCBI's taxonomy places the organism in Eukaryota, Metazoa, Chordata, Actinopteri, Cypriniformes, Danionidae. Gene Ontology annotation, molecular function: histone binding. The transcript is spliced from 32 exons.